Molecule: messenger RNA, 1418 nt
Organism: Prosopis cineraria
Lineage: Eukaryota; Viridiplantae; Streptophyta; Magnoliopsida; Fabales; Fabaceae
Product: N-(5'-phosphoribosyl)anthranilate isomerase 1, chloroplastic-like
Biological process (GO): L-tryptophan biosynthetic process
Molecular function (GO): phosphoribosylanthranilate isomerase activity
Source: RefSeq, a predicted model, not a curated record
UCGAGAGACACGCUCCCUCCCUCUGGUUUCAGACUUUCAGUUCCACUAUUCACUCUCUUGUCUCGUUGUGCUUCUCGCUUGCGUUCAUCUCCGAGGUCAGGCUUCAACUCGUGUUUCCCUCAGCAACGGCAGACCUGUUAGCUUUCCUCCAUCCUUCAGAGUUCAAUACUUGAGCUAUCGCUGCUCAAUUUCCCCCCUAUCGCGGCCUGCAGCCCUGCCUUGAGUGUUGGGCACUUCGAAUUGCAUUUUCUUGCGGGUCAAACGUGAUAAUUGGCUACAGUUUUACACCUCAGAAUAUAAUCAAAUCAGGCUAGGCUGGCCUUCCCUUUGUCUUCAAGCUUUGUAUUGAGAGGGAACAGAGUGUCUGGUUUUCUCAUCCACCCUACCUCACUUUGCUUGAAUCAGCUUUCCCAAGUCUCAGAAUGCUUGCAGGUUCAACCACUGGAAGUUUCUUGCAAGUUAAGAAUAAAGUACAAUUCAGAUGGUAUAACCUUCCAGAUCACAGUUUUGAGAGGGGAAAAGUGCAACGUUCCAGAUUGCAGUUUGUGAAAUUUAAAGUUGACUGCAAUUUUAUUCAAUCAGAAAAUGAUCCAAGCUCACAAAAGGUACUUGGAAAACAUCAGCCUUUGGUUAAGAUGUGUGGCAUUACGUCAGCUAAAGAUGCUGCUAUGGCAGCCGAAGCUGGGGCUAAUUUUAUUGGAAUGAUCUUGUGGCCAAAAUCAAAACGUUCUGUUUCUCAAUCUGUUGCGAAGGAGAUCUCAAAAGUUGCAAGAGAACACGGAGCACAUCCUGUGGGUGUAUUUGUGGAUGAUGAUGCAGAAACAAUAUUAAGAAUUUCUGAAGGAGCUAACCUUGAAUUUGUGCAGCUUCAUGGGCAUGGUUCUCGGGCAGCUUUUCCAUCUUUGAUUCAGGAAAAUCGAGUAAUAUACGUUCUUCAUGCAAAUGAAGAUGGAAGCCUGUUAAACACAAUUUCUGAUGAACAAUGCUCUCUAGUUGAUUGGGUGCUUGUAGAUAGUGCAACUGGUGGCUGUGGCAAAGCAUUCAAUUGGGCAAAGUUUAAACUACCAACAAUUAGAAGCAAGCAUGGUUGGCUAUUAGCAGGGGUCAAUCCUGAGAAUGUAUCAGAGGCUUUAUCUGCUCUUACACCUCAAGGGAUCGAUGUUAGUAGUGGAAUUUGUGCAUCAGAUGGCAUCCAGAAGGAUCAAUCUAGAAUAACUUCAUUCAUGAAUGCUGUGCAUUCUGUUCAGUACUGAUUGACCUCAGAUCAUUUUGAACUUCGAGACAGCACAUUUAUAAGAUUUAGGGUUUACUAAGCAGAGUAUACAAUUUUCAUACUGAUUUAUUUACGACUCUGGAACUAGACAAAAAAGUUGAGAAAGUUCCCCAUCAAAUCGAAACGUUGAAUUUUUUUUUUUUUU